GGAGGUAAAGGAGGAGGAGGAAGAGGAAGAAGAAAAGAAGAAGAAGAAGAGGAGGAGGAGGAGGAGGAGGAACUUCAGGACGGGUGCCAGUCCUGAGCAGGAGCCAACACCCCUCACCCAGCCCACAUACAGUGGCUUCGGGCACUAUGUGGCUGAACUCCCUCUUGGCCGCCCUGCUGCUGGCAGGUCCAGGAACCUUCUGUGCCCGGAGUGGUCGGAGUCGCCGGGAGUUGGCACCGGGUUUACACUCUAGGGGCAUCCGGGAUGCAGGUGGUUCCUACUGCCAGGCACGAGACCUCUGCUGCACAGGUCGGGAGGAUGACUGCACCUUGCCCUAUCUGGGCACCCUCUGCUACUGUGACCUGUUCUGCAACCGGACGGUCUCUGACUGUUGCCCUGACUUUUGGGACUUCUGCCUGGGCAUUCCACCCCCCUUCCCUGUUAUCCAAGGGUGUAUGUAUCAGGGACGAGUAUACCCAACCCUUGGGACCUACCAAGACAAUUGUAACCGAUGCACCUGCAAGGAGGACGGGGCAUGGGAGUGUGACCAGGAGCCCUGCCUGGUGAACCCGGACCUGAUCAAUGCCAUCAACCUUGGCAACUAUGGGUGGACAGCUGGGAACCACAGUGCCUUCUGGGGGAUGACUCUUGAUGAUGGGAUCCGGUACCGCCUGGGCACAGUCCGACCUACCUCCUCUGUGAUGAACAUGAAUGAGAUACAAAUGGUCAUGUUACCAGAUGAAACUCUUCCCUCAGCCUUCAAUGCCUCCGAUAAAUGGCCUGGCCUGAUCCACGAGCCCCUGGACCAGGGGAACUGUGCAGGUUCCUGGGCAUUUUCCACAGCAGCUGUGGCUUCAGACCGUAUCUCUAUCCACUCAAUGGGUCAUAUGACCCCAGCCUUGUCCCCGCAGAACCUGCUGUCCUGUGACACUCACAAUCAGCAGGGUUGCCGGGGUGGGCGGCUCGAUGGGGCCUGGUGGUUCCUGCGUCGCCGUGGGCUGGUGUCCAACCACUGCUACCCAUUCUCUGCAGGAGAUCAGGAUGGGGCAGUCCCUGCGGCCCCAUGCAUGAUGCACAGUCGCCACAUGGGUCGGGGCAAACGCCAGGCCACCGCCCACUGCCCCAACAGCCGGGCCCACGCUAACCACAUCUACCAGGCCACACCUCCCUAUCGCCUCUCCUCCUAUGAGAAAGACAUCAUGAAGGAGCUGCUGGAGAACGGGCCUGUCCAAGCCCUCAUGGAAGUGCAUGAAGAUUUCUUCUUAUACAAGAGUGGUAUCUAUAAGCACACGCCAAUCAGUCUGGGGAAGCCUGAACGUUACCGCCAACAUGGGACUCAUUCUGUCAAAAUCACGGGGUGGGGAGAGGAAAUUCAGCCUGAUGGACAGAAACUGAAAUACUGGACAGCAGCCAACUCGUGGGGCCCAACCUGGGGAGAGAAUGGAUAUUUCCGAAUUGUCCGAGGGGCCAAUGAGUGUGAUAUCGAGAGCUUUGUGGUGGGCGUGUGGGGCAGGGUCGGCAUGGAAGACAUGAGCCCACACCACUGAGCCUCCAGCUUUGGCCUGCCUGGAGCCCUUUGGGCCUUCUCCUGGAUGAGGAUUUGGGCAUCCUCCAAGAAAUGCCCACCACCCAUCCCCUGCUGCCCAGGUCUCGAGCCACAGCCUAGUGGUGCUAAGAAGUUUGCUUGGGUUGGGGCUCAGAUCCCACAGACAACAGGGCUCCCGAUCCCUGCCCCUUCCCUGGCCAAGGGGAGGGGUAUCCAAUCUGCUGAAACAGCAGUUCCCCUGAGGGCCCUCUACCCCCUGCCCUCCUCCUCAAAUCCUGCCUUUCAACCUCAACGAAGCGUGAGCUGCCCCUAAUCCCUGCCUGCUGAUGUUGCAGUCCCAGGAGGAUGGGAACACGGGGUAAGGAAGUCAGAGGGGGAUGGGAGGGGUUCUCAGAGCCCCUAGGACCCCCCUCCCACUUCCUCUUUCCCAGGAAUAUAAAGAGGAAGCUGCAGACACCUGAUCCCCCAGCCUCCUCUCUCAGGUCCCUUCACCCCUGUCACCAGCCCAUCUCCACCUUAUUUCUCCAUGGCCCAGGGAGUCUGCUGAGCCAGGGAAAGCAUCUGGGGUCCCCCCCAAACACUGAUGGACGCCAUGCUGGCCUUCACCCAGCAGGAGAGGAGCCUGGGUUCAGGCCUGUGAUUCCUCCCCACCCUACUCCACUGCUUAGGCUGAUACCACUUUCCCCUUUCUCUUUCCUGUACUUUCAGUCUUUGAGAAUAUUUAUUUUGCUUAUUACUGACUGUAAAUAAAUCUCAUUCACACACA
Molecule: messenger RNA, 2312 nt
Organism: Trichosurus vulpecula (common brushtail)
Lineage: Eukaryota; Metazoa; Chordata; Mammalia; Diprotodontia; Phalangeridae
Gene: TINAGL1
Product: tubulointerstitial nephritis antigen like 1
Exons: 12
Coding region: 147-1547 (466 amino acids)
Biological process (GO): proteolysis
Cellular component (GO): lysosome
Molecular function (GO): cysteine-type peptidase activity
Source: RefSeq, a predicted model, not a curated record